UGAUUCCUCGCUUCAAUGGAAGCCAUUAUAACAUAUUACUAUUUUUAGCGUGUCCAAAAUCUUAUAAAUGUCUGCAAAUAAGGAAAAAGUUGAGAACAUUCCUAAAGAUGCAAUUACGAUAAAAAAUAUGUUAAAAGAACUAGGAGUUUAUGAAUAUCAACCUUCUCUUAUUAAUAUAUUGUUAGAUUUUACAUAUAAAUAUACAACCGAUGUGUUAGAAGAUGCGAAAGUUUACUCCAAUCAUGCCAAUAAAAGAAAUAUUGACAUAGAGGAUGUUAAAUUAUCAUUUAAUGAUAGAACCAAAAAUCAGGACAAAAGAGUUGUAGCAAAUAAUAUUUUGAUUGAUGCUGCUAAAUCAAAAAAUUCCAACCCCUUACCACUUAUUAAAGAACAUAUUGGAUUGAAUUUACCACCUGACAGAUAUUGUUUAUUAGCACCUAAUUAUAAAAUGAAAUCUUUAAAUAGAGCUAAUCCAGUCACCUCAAACUCUAAUCUGUACAAUAUAGGAUCUCUAAAACCAUAUACUAAUCAAAAUUUAUAUUCCCAUCAAAUUUCAAAUUCUCAAAAUAUAAAUCAACCUAGAAUGUUUGUAUCUGGCCAAAACUCAAGGCCAACCUCUUAUAAUAUAAACCCACAUCAUGUGUCAACUAAUAAAUUUAUAAUGAGACAUCAAAUGCAAUUUCCACAGCCCUCAAAUUUACAUUCAUCAAAUAAUUUAGAAUCUUGAAUAUUUAUAUUUCACUUAUUGAUCAGAUCAGUAUUAUAUUUUCUAAUAUUGUAGCUAUAAUUAAUUAAUAAAUAAAAUUUGAUAUUUCUACUCCAGAUAUAUAAUUAUAUAUUAACCAAUUUUAAUUUAAACCUGAAAAUGCAAAUUUAAUAUAUUCAUAUUUUAAUUCA
Messenger RNA from Gordionus sp. m RMFG-2023, 897 nucleotides. RefSeq names its product transcription initiation factor TFIID subunit 9B-like. Gene Ontology annotation, cellular component: transcription factor TFIID complex; SAGA complex. The record is from RefSeq and is a predicted model, not a curated record. The coding region runs from base 68 to 727 and encodes 219 amino acids. NCBI's taxonomy places the organism in Eukaryota, Metazoa, Nematomorpha, Gordioida, Chordodea, Parachordodidae. Gene Ontology annotation, biological process: DNA-templated transcription initiation; RNA polymerase II preinitiation complex assembly. Gene Ontology annotation, molecular function: transcription coactivator activity; protein heterodimerization activity; RNA polymerase II general transcription initiation factor activity. The transcript has 5 exons.